Messenger RNA from Pieris brassicae (large cabbage white), 1215 nucleotides. RefSeq names its product ubiquitin-conjugating enzyme E2 W. The transcript is spliced from 6 exons. Lineage: Eukaryota; Metazoa; Arthropoda; Insecta; Lepidoptera; Pieridae. Bases 21 to 485 code for a protein of 154 amino acids. The record is from RefSeq and is a predicted model, not a curated record.
UUUAUAAAUUUUAUUGGCAAAUGGCGGCUAUGUCCCCGUCUGAGAGAAGAUUACAAAAGGAACUUAUGUCCUUGAUGAAAGAACCUCCACCAGGAGUAACGGUAGACGGUGAUCAGGCCAGCCAAAAUCUUACGCUGUGGACAAUUCACAUGGAAGGUGUUCCUGGGACAUUAUAUGAAGGGGAAAAAUUUGAAUUGCAGUUCAAAUUUACAAAUAAAUAUCCUUUUGAUUCCCCUGAGGUAACGUUUAUAGGGAAUAACAUCCCGGUUCACCCUCACGUAUAUUCCAACGGACACAUCUGCCUAUCUAUACUCACGGACGAUUGGUCACCAGCCCUUUCCGUUCAAUCCGUCUGUUUGUCCAUCGUCUCUAUGCUUAGUAGCUGUAAAGAAAAGAAACGACCGCCGGAUAAUUCGUUUUACGUGAAAACCUGCAAUAAAAAUCCUAAGAAAACAAAAUGGUGGUAUCAUGAUGACUCAGUGUAACACCGUUUGGUUGCUAUAUCGAGCAUGGACGAUAAAACGUGAACUUGUGAUAAGUGUUAUCGAUAAAGUUAACAUAUAAUGUUAUGUAUAUACGGACAGACGGUGCGAUUUUAUAGGCGGCUGUGCUAAAUUAUUUUAUCUGUUUUGCCGCCAUAUGAACUGUCAAUGUCAGUGAUGUGACGUUAUCUGUGGUUCGUUGCUUGAAAUUAUUUUGUGUAGUUAUUUUGCGACUGGAUAUGCUUUAUAGAAUUAUUCGCGUGGAUGGGUGAAACUAAAAGUCAUUUUUGUUCAAACACAAAUCCCUUUAGUAAAAUGUUGCCAUUUUGUAUAUUUGAUAAACUAUCUAUCGAAAAUUAUGGGGUAUGGCCCUUAAAGGCUAAACAAGACCUAAAAAGAUGUGAAACUUGAUAACAAUAAAUAUUUAAUAUUUCUAUGCAUUUCAGAAUAAACAAGAAAUACACAAAUCUAUAAAGUGUAGUAAUAGCAUUAUAUAUUAAGUCUAUAGAUAAAGUUUAUUUUUAACCUAAACACCGAAGGUAUAUACGUGAUUUAUUGAUACGGUAUUUUUUUAAAUAUUAAUUAAAAACUUCAUAAUGUAAAAAAAUUAUAACAUGCAGAGCCAACUUGUGCUUUUGGAGUCGCCCAUCCUUAUGAGAAAAUUAAAUGAAAUGUAUAAGUGAAGCAGUCAUAAUGUAUUAUAGGUUAAAGUUCAAUAAAUUAUUCAAUCACU